Messenger RNA from Oncorhynchus gorbuscha (pink salmon), 1780 nucleotides. RefSeq names its product embryonic polyadenylate-binding protein 2-B-like. The transcript has 6 exons. NCBI's taxonomy places the organism in Eukaryota, Metazoa, Chordata, Actinopteri, Salmoniformes, Salmonidae. Gene Ontology annotation, molecular function: RNA binding. The coding region runs from base 361 to 1110 and encodes 249 amino acids. The record is from RefSeq and is a predicted model, not a curated record.
UUUCAUAAAAUGCCAAUCCAACUACUGAUGGGGCAAGCCCACAACCAUGUGAUGCACAGACAGGUGACAAUUAAUUGACAUUCCCUCUCGUCAUAUUUGACAGACAGGUAAGCAACCACUAUUGACAAGGGCGUGGGUAGAUUCCGUCCGCGGGAAGAUAUUUUUAUUUAAUCCAAACAAACUUCCGUAUAUAGGCUACAUUUAUUAACCUUAUUCAAAUCGGAGAAGUGAUUUUAAAAAACAUCGAUUGCAUUGGAGUCUUCUACACUGGACUGGCUACUGGCUACAAGAGAGCGACGUCGCGGGGAUUGAAGUGGCGUCUGCGGGCAUGGGUUUGGUGUCUGCUGUUGAGCACUGAAUAUGGCGGAGCAAAGGCAAGAUAUGUACAUAGAAGGCGAGCUCACGGGAGAUCAUUACAUGGAGGACCCGGAGCUUGAAGCUAUCAAGGCGCGGGUGCAAGAGAUGGAGGAAGAGGAGCGGCUGAGAGCAGUGCAGUAUGAGGCAACAGAGAGGCAGAUCCAGGCAGGAAUGUUCUAUACAAUGACCCAUGAGGAAAGGAUAGAUGCUGACAACAGAUCUGUCUAUGUGGGAAAUGUGGAGUAUGGUGCCACUGCAGAUGAGUUGGAGAUCCAUUUCAAUGGCUGUGGUCCUGUCAACAGAGUAACCAUCCUUUGUGACAAAUUCUCUGGCCAUCCCAAGGGUUUUGCAUACAUUGAGUUCCAUGACAGGGACUCAGUGCAGACUGCCAUGAGCCUGGAUGAGACGGUAUUCAGAGACAGAGUCAUAAAGGUAUUGCCUAAAAGGACCAACAUGCCAGGAAUCAGCACCACAGACAGGGGGAUUCACAGAGGUGCUCGAUCCAGGGGGCGAGGUUUCCACCCACCCAGAUACAAUGGGUAUCAACAAGGCAGGUUCCGCUACAAUACUGGCCCUGCCAGGUCAGUCUCACCACACCCCUACGGGCCCCCAGCUGGGAAGAGACACUGGGGGGUUCCUGAGCACCGUGAGCAGGGCCCUAAACGGCACCCAUGCCUUCUUCUCAUAACUCCACCCACUGACCACUCUGGGCCGGGGCACAGUGGACACAUGCACCCGCAGCAACACUACUGAAUCACGUCUGGAUUCAAGUUAUUGUUUGAUAUCAACAUGGAAUGAGAAUUUCAGGAAAUCGUGUCUUGCUCGUCUCUACUCUACUCAUUUGCAAAUUAUUUUCAAUGCAUGUUAAUGGGCAGAAAUCGAGAGCAAAGCAGAUUUCAACCUCAUUGAAUUAAUUCAUAUGGCAAAUUUUGUUUGUCUCUAUAAAAAGUUAUUGCAACUUAAUCCUAACAAGAAAGACUUUGCAAUGGCCAUUUUGUCCUCUUAUUGUAGGGGAAAUGGAUGAGGCCAGCCUUGGUUUGCUGCUUAAUACGGUUAAAGAUUGUGCCUAUGGUGUUGUUUUUAUUUAUUGAGCAGUUUCUGUGCCAUUAUUUACCCCAAUAACUUUGAAUGCACAGCCAUUUGCCAUGUCAGAUACUUUUUUUUUUUAAAGGAUGUUUUGAUCAGAUCACUCAUUCUGUUGGUGUGGCUAUCGAGCUUGUAAGUAUAGUUGUUGUAAAACACAAAUGAUAACAUUUGGUGUGAUUGGCUUUCUUUUUGUAACUAUAUUGACAUGCAAUUGGCAGUUUGAGCGACUGAGUGGUUGCUAUGUACUUGAAGCAAUGUUUAUCGCUGUAUAUAAUUUGUCAACCAUCUUUUGCUUUAGAAAUGAAUAAAUGAAUUACACUUGAGUGCUUAUUUGAAA